GAAGAAGAAGAUUUUCUACGUCAUCAAAAAGGGCCAAGAUUUAUACACACGCGACUGUCUUGGGCAUGUUUGUUAUAGGAUUGAAGUUAAUUAAGUCAGUUUUUAACGGCAACAUAUCGGAACAAAACACAGUCGGUGAUAUUUUAGAGAAAGUCGAGGCUGUUUAAGAUUUCACUGUUCCACAAGUUGUAAACAAGUCAGGCUAACAGACCUGCUGAACUAUCCGCCAGUAGACCAUUGUCAACUAUCUCAGCUCGUUAGCUAUCUUCCCAAUGUGCCAGGUGGAUGAAGGCUACCAUGAUCAGCUGGAGCGUCAGGAGGUGCCCAGUGUUUCUAAGAAAUGUGUCAGAUGCAAAGAAGCGACUGCAGUCGUGGUGAUCAGAGCAGGAGAUACAUACUGCAGGGACUGUUUCAAAGAAUACUUCAUUCACAAGUUCCGGGCCAUGCUGGGCAAAAACAGGAUCAUCUUCCCUGGAGAGAAGGUGCUGCUGGCUGUAUCUGGAGGUCCUUCUUCCUGCUCAAUGCUCAGUCAAGUCCAAGAGGGUUUGAGUCAGAAUGCUCACAAGAAGUUGAGAUUCAUACCUGGCAUUGUCUACAUUGAUGAGGGGGGUGCUGUAGGUCAGUCUGUGGAGGAGAGACAGAGGACGGUGUCUGAGCUGCAGGCUGUGUUUAAAGCUACUGGGUUCCCCUUCCACAUUGUGCCUCUGGAACAGGUUCUAGACCUUCCCAGUUCAGUUGUGGUGACAGCUCCCUCUCCCUCAGAGCGACCAGCCAGCAGCUACAAAGCAGCUGUGGAUCAUUUCAUUCAAAACGACAGCAGCAGAUGUUUGACACCACAGAAACAGGAUGAAACAUUACCAGCUAACGUCCAGGAGUCCCAGACACGGUUACUGCAGCAGCUGAUUGGCUCUGCUAAAACGCUGACAGCCAGAGAAGAUCUACUGAACACUUUAAGGCAGCAUCUGCUGGUGCACACAGCUCGUACUGAAGGCUACAGUAAACUGAUGCUGGGAGACAACUGCACCAGACUGGCUGUUAAACUGCUCACCAGUAUAUCACUGGGCAGAGGAGCACAGCUGGCUCAAGACACGGGUUUCUCAGACUCUCGGUAUGGUGACAUAAUAUCAGUGAGGCCAAUGAGGGACUACUCUGCUAAAGAAAUAGCUUACUACAACCAUCUGUUCAACGUGCCUUCUGUUUUCAUACCAGGCCUGGACACUAAGGUUUGUGUCCCACAGACAACAGAUAAGGCCAGUAUCCAGCGUCUGACAGAGAGCUUUGUCACUAAACUGCAGGCAGACUUCCCCUCUACUGUCAGCACCAUCUACAGGACCAGUGAGAAGCUGCAGACAGCAUGUAAGAGUUCAUCCACUGCUGACCCCUGUGCCCGGUGUCUGCUCUGUAUGUGUGCCUUGGAUACUACUGUUGAGAAUGCUUCAGCCUUCCAGGCCACACUGAUCUCAGAGCAGCUCUCCCAGACUAAAUAUCUAGGUGCCAACAGUACAGCUUUUCCAAAACAAAGCCCAGCUCCAGUACGGUCAGAAUCAACUGCUCCCCCUGGACAGUGCUGUUCCUCUGGAGGAGGAGGAGGAGAGGACUGUGGGAGAACAGUAGAGGGUGGAGGCUGCUGUUCUUCUGCCAAGGUAGCAGAGACAACUGAUGUGAGGAGCCUGUUGUGUUACAGCUGUCAGCUGACCAUCAAAGACAUGUCCUCAGUGGAUUGUCUCCCUCAGUACAUCCUGUCAGAGGCUCAGAAGAGGCAAAGGAGGUCUCAGAUGAAAGAGGAGAUCAGUGAGUUCCUUCUGGAUGAUGGGGAUGAGAGCUGAAGCUGAAAGUUGACCUGCAGCACUCCACUCUGAAAAAAAGUUCCAUCAUAAUUAUGCUUAUUUCAACCUGCAGGAUCUAUAAGAAUAGAAAUGCUUUACAGAUACAUUUACAUGUGUUUUAAUUUUCACCAAACCAUCCAUCCAUUCUCUAUAGCCCUGUUUCCUGUGCAGGGUUGUGGGGGGCUGGAACCUCUCUGGUGAGAGGCAGGGUACACCAUCACAGGGAUAACACACACACACCAAACAAAUAUUCAAAAUAUCACAUACAUACAUUCACAUGCUGUUGGAUAAAUAACUAUUAAAAUAUCUAUUUUUACUACUUUCCACUUGUCAUAUCCUGUCAUCUGGGAAUCCAAAGACUGGCAAAAACUGUGGUUUGAAGUAUAAAGUGUUAAACAGAACCUAUUCAGUGUAUUGUGAAGUAGAUAACAUCACAGUUGCAGACUUGCAUUGUUUAUUUGUAACUGCUGUUUUAAUAAACUUUUACAUUUUAAAUGAAA
Thunnus maccoyii (southern bluefin tuna) is the source of this 2326-nucleotide messenger RNA. It is a transcript of the gene ctu2, whose product is annotated as cytosolic thiouridylase subunit 2 homolog (S. pombe). The coding region runs from base 273 to 1826 and encodes 517 amino acids. Gene Ontology annotation, molecular function: sulfurtransferase activity; tRNA binding. The transcript is spliced from 17 exons. Gene Ontology annotation, cellular component: cytosol. Lineage: Eukaryota; Metazoa; Chordata; Actinopteri; Scombriformes; Scombridae. Gene Ontology annotation, biological process: tRNA wobble position uridine thiolation. The record is from RefSeq and is a predicted model, not a curated record.